AUGAUUACGAGGCAAUCAGUCAGAUGGAUAAAGCAAGCAGCAUGCUGGGGACGACCUCGCCUUGGACCCAAUAAUGGACCACCGUCAGGCAUGAUUAGAAAAAGGCGCUUGAUGGAUAGAUGUCACUGUUACACUACAGACAGCGCCACUUCGACUCGUCCUCGUGCUGAAGGACCUAUUCUCCCAAAACCUACAAUCAUCUAUUCGGACAACCACAUCCUUGUCGUGAACAAACCCUCUGGGUGGCAUGUGGUUCCCAACAAACCUGAAGAAGUAGUCAGUUCCAAAGAGGGCGAACCACAAUCUCGCAAUACUAGAACUAAAUGUUUGCUGACACAACUCCAAGAAAAUCGAUUGGGAGGAGGAAGUCAAAAGCACUUUUUGAAGCCAUUGCAUCGCAUUGAUCAGCCAUGUACUGGGGUGGUUCUAUUCGCCAAGACGUCCAAGGCAGCCUCUCGGAUAUCCAAAGCAUGGAAAGCCAACAAAGUGCAAAAGACAUAUCUCUGCUUGAUACAGCCUCACAAUUUGGAGUCGUUGAGAUGCAAUUCAAUCAGCAUACACGACAACAAUAGCAACCAACAUCAUCAAUGGUGGAAACUAGAAGGAUAUCAACACAAGAGGAAGAAACGGGUGGAUUCGGUGCGUGGAUGGUCUGUCAUUACAACACCCAACGACCCCCGACAAGAUGCACGUCCCGUGUCGAUCCGAUGGAGACAAACACAGCUCAUUUCCAAUGUACUACUCGUGGAAACCAAUCAAGGUGCUCGGCAUAUGAUUCGGGCUCUGCUGUCGCAAGUCGGAAAGUGUCCCAUUCUGGGCGAUAGUCGCUAUGGCUUCAACAACAAGAGUACUAUAACACCAUCAUCUUCGUACCGUCAUUCGGUCGCCCUACAUGCUCGUGGCAUCGUCUUGCCGGAUGAUUUAACGUUGGGGACCACCACACAACGAUAUUUUGAGGCUCCCAUUCCAAAUCGUGAUAAUAUUUGGAGAGAUGCCCAUGGACACCAGAUCCAGGAGCAACACAUCCAGCGGGCUUUGGAGGCAUAA
Seminavis robusta is the source of this 1047-nucleotide messenger RNA. Lineage: Eukaryota; Bacillariophyta; Bacillariophyceae; Naviculales; Naviculaceae. The record is from the annotation of a GenBank genome assembly.